AUGUCUUGGGGGGUGGGGGGGCAUCGGAUCUUCAGCCACUGCCAACACUUCAAGGGUGAAGAUUCUGGCUACGCCAGCAGAGGGCGCUGCGCAAGUGCAUCCAGAGGCGGAGAUGCGGCGGCAGAGCUGAGCACCGCCGACUUGUCGGCCACCUACCAAAAAACCCCCGGGGGGCGCGGAGCUCUCGUCAACGAGGACCCGAGGCGGGAGGGGCGAGGAAACCGGCCCCCGGGCAGGGUCCACGGCCAGGUUCAGGUGAAGGGCUGCCUCCCGCCCACCAACAGGCGUCGAGUCCCAGGGCAGGUCACCUGGACAUCUCCGGUUCACGACAGGGGAAAUCUUAUUCGUCUGGCUCUACUGAUGAACAGGCACCGGGCUAGCUCAAGUAACACCGCGCCAUGA
Messenger RNA from Rangifer tarandus platyrhynchus (Svalbard reindeer), 402 nucleotides. Lineage: Eukaryota; Metazoa; Chordata; Mammalia; Artiodactyla; Cervidae. The record is from the annotation of a GenBank genome assembly.